This is a messenger RNA of Eremothecium cymbalariae DBVPG#7215, 1386 nucleotides long. RefSeq names its product glutamyl-tRNA(Gln) amidotransferase subunit HER2 (gene HER2). The transcript has a single exon. Gene Ontology annotation, cellular component: glutamyl-tRNA(Gln) amidotransferase complex; mitochondrion. The coding region runs from base 1 to 1386 and encodes 461 amino acids. Gene Ontology annotation, molecular function: glutaminyl-tRNA synthase (glutamine-hydrolyzing) activity. NCBI's taxonomy places the organism in Eukaryota, Fungi, Ascomycota, Saccharomycetes, Saccharomycetales, Saccharomycetaceae. Gene Ontology annotation, biological process: glutaminyl-tRNAGln biosynthesis via transamidation; mitochondrial translation. The record is from RefSeq and is a predicted model, not a curated record.
AUGUCCAUAAGGGGAUCUCUUUAUAAGCUUAGCAAGAUAGACCACUUACAAGAGAAGUUCAAUAUAUUUACUAGCAUUAAUCAGAAUAUAAAGAAUGAACUGCAGCCCUGCGACAAACCUUUGGCCAAUUUGCUCGUGGGAAUUAAAGAUAACAUCGUUACUAAAGACUUGCCAACCACAUGUGCAUCAGGUAUUUUAGAAGGUUAUAAAUCGCCAUUUGAUGCAACAGUAGUAACAUUAUUAAAGGAUGCUGGGGUUGUUGUAAUUGGAAAGACCAACAUGGACGAAUUUGGUAUGGGAUCCGGAGGCACACACUCUAAGUUUGGAGUUACUUACAAUCCAAUGUUUUUAGAUGAAAAAGUUGUUGUUGGAGGAUCUUCUUCGGGAUCAGCAGCUGCAGUGGCAUCUGAUGUGGUUGAUUUUGCGUUGGGUACAGAUACUGGUGGUUCUGUAAGAAUACCAGCUGCAUAUACAUCCACCUUUGGAUUUAAGCCAUCUUAUGGGAGGUUAUCCAGGUUUGGGGUUAUUGCCUAUGCACAAAGUUUAGAUACUGUUGGGAUUAUUACUAAAGACAUUGAAAUGAUUAAAAAGGUUUUCAGAGUGCUUGAUAAAUAUGAUGCAAAAGAUCCAACUUCCCUAACUGACGAUCUGCGAAGCAAAGCCCCUUCGUUGGCAUCGAAAACCAAGAAUCAACUUAAAAUUGGUAUUCCACAAGAAUUCAUGCUACAAAACAUAUCAAAACAAGUUAACUCGGUUUUAAUGACUGUGAUUGACAAGAUUUUAGAACAAGGUCAUGAGAUAUGUCCUGUUUCUAUUCCAAUGAUAAAGUAUUCGUUGCCUAUUUAUUACACAUUAGCUCCAGCUGAAGCCGCUUCUAAUCUUUCUCGUUACGACGGUAUAAGGUAUGGCUAUAGAGACACUGAAAAAGACAUUUAUGAAGAUACUUUAUUUGUGCCUACUAGAGCAAAUUUUGGCAAAGAGGUUAAGAAUCGGAUCCUAUUAGGUAACUAUAAUUUAUGCUCGGGGGCUUUUAGGAAUAACUUCUUGAAGGCACAAAAACUAAGAAACCAACUGAUAAACGAAUUUGAUAAUGUAUUCUCCGUACCGAAUAUAUUGACUAAUAACAAACCUAAGGAUGAUGGUGUUGAUCUUUUGCUUUCAUUGAGCUGCAUGACUCCUCCUCCAACUGUGAAUAAUUUUAUGGAACAGGACGCAAAAACCCCAGUAAAUUCCUAUAUCAAUGAUAGCUUUACGAUUCCAAUGUCUCUUGCUGGUUUACCAUGUAUAUCGAUCCCUGUUAAAAAUAAUGUAGGCAUUGGUGUUCAGCUAACUGGGCAAUUUGCCGAUGACGAAUGUGUUCUUGAUGCUGCUCAAAGAUUCACGUAA